Cordyceps militaris CM01 is the source of this 1605-nucleotide messenger RNA. Its product is annotated as dimethylaniline monooxygenase 2. Lineage: Eukaryota; Fungi; Ascomycota; Sordariomycetes; Hypocreales; Cordycipitaceae. The transcript is spliced from 7 exons. The coding region runs from base 1 to 1605 and encodes 534 amino acids. Gene Ontology annotation, molecular function: flavin adenine dinucleotide binding; NADP binding; N,N-dimethylaniline monooxygenase activity. The record is from RefSeq and is a predicted model, not a curated record.
AUGAACGGGGCGCAGAAAACGACGACCGUAGCGGUCAUUGGCCUCGGAGGAAUGGGUAUAGUGACAGUUAAGAAUCUGAUCGAAGAAGGGUUCGACGUUACCGGCUUUGAUAAAAGCGCAUACUACGGCGGUCUGUGGCACUUUACCGAGGACAAACAAACUCUCAGCAUUCUUGAAUCUACACAAGCGAAUAUCCCCAUUGAACGGAUGUGCUAUACCGAUUUUCCUUUCCCAAAAGAUACACCGACACACUGUUCUGCCGCCGAGGUGCAACGGUACAUUGAGUCGUACGUGGAGCACUUUGAGCUCGCGCCGCAUUUCCGGCUCAAUGCCUCAGUCACGCGCAUUUCGGAAAUCGAGGAGACGGGCCGGUGGAAGAUUGACAUUGGCGGCGCCCCGUCGCAGUACUUUGACAAGGUGGUCAUGGCCACCGGGCCGCACGUCAAGGCGACUGCGUUCCGGCUCGAGGGCCAGGAGUUAUUCGCCGGCGAAGUGAUGCACUCGCAACAAUUCAAAAGAGCAUCAGACUAUGCUGGCAAAAGAGUCAUUGUUGUAGGCAUGGGCAACACGAGCGCCGACAUUGCAAGUGAGUUGGUGGGCGUCGCGUCCGAGGUCUAUUUAUCUCACAACAGAGGGGCACAUGUCCUCCCCCGUGACCUCAAAGGCGUACCCGCGACCAGUGUGCUCACCCACCGCCUCGUCCGUCUGCAAGGAAUCAUCGACUGGCUCUUCCCGCAGCUGCGCGACUGGAUAAGUGACCGCGUCCUGCGCGGCAUCACAUCAGCCGUCUUCGGCCCUCUGGACCCCUCUUGGAGCCUCGCCGACGCGCCGCCCGCCACCGUCACCAACCCCAUCAUCAACGACACGCUGAUCCCGCACUUGCGCGCCGGUCAUGUCACCUCGGUCGCCGGCCUCGUGCGCGUCACGGGCCCGUCCACCGUCGCGCUCGCCGACGGCCGCACGCUCGACGCCGACAUCAUCGUCUACUGCGCCGGCUACGCCAACAACUACGACGUCCUCGACGCCCGCGUCAACCCGAUGCGGCACGCCGACGCCGCGUGGGCCGCUGCGCGAGGGUCCCGCGGCCGCCCGCUGCCGCGGCUCUACCAAAACGUCUUUUCGCUAGAUCGCCCCGACGCGCUGGCGUUUGUGGGCUGCGCGUGGUUCGCCACCGGCGCGUUUGCCGUGGCCGACCUGGCGAGCAUGUGCAUCGCGCAAGUCUGGCGCGGCCGGUCGCGGCUCCCGCCGGCCGACGCCAUGGAGCGCUGGAUGGACGCCCAGGCCGCGUACGUGACGGGGCUGGCGCGCCGCGGGACCAUUGUCCCCGCAACGGUCAACAUGCGCGCGUGGCUCGUCUGGGCCGACGAGACGGCCGGGCUCGGCGUCGAGCGGCAUGUCGGGCGCUGGUGGGGGUGGGAGGGUUGGCGGUUUUGGUGGCGCGAGAGACGGCUGCACGGCAUGAUUGAGACGGGUGUGCUCACGUCGGCCGUCUGGCGGCUGUUUCCGGGGGACAAGAGGAAAGCGUGGGACGCCGCGCGGGCCGAGGUGCAGCGGCUGAAUGAGAAGCACGAGGCGAACCUUGCAAGGUACAAAGAGAGUCACUAG